GCAAAACAAUAUCAUUCCCAAUUGCUUGCACAUUUGCUUUAUUUUGCAGAUGCCAAAAGCCCUCAACAAGCCCUAGAAAGUACAGAAAACGCUCUCCACCGAUCCUCAUCAGUCAUCAUCAUCUUCCCCAAAUCUCCAUCCAAUCGCCGCCAUCCAUACUCCCGCACCCGCGAUUCCGACCUCCCUCCGCCCCCUUCCUCCGGGCCCAUCCCGCCGGCUGCGAGUCUCUCAUGCUCAGAGAAGAUGGAUGGGAUGCAUGGGAGUGAACCUGGCAUGAUGCAUUACUUGGAAGAUCAGCAUCAUCAUGGGCUGCAUCAUAUGAAUGAUGGAGAUGAUAUCGAUCAAGAUGAUAAUGGGGACCACAAUAACAUGGGCAACACUGAUGGGGUAAAUGAAGUUAUGGAUGGGGAUGUGAAUAGCAUGGCGAACCAAUCCAACAACCAUGAUGGGCUGAUCCCGGUUGGUGGCAGUGAGAACAAUAAUCAGCUCACCCUUUCCUUUCAGGGUCAAGUUUACGUGUUCGACUCGGUGUCUCCAGAGAAGGUUCAAGCAGUACUUCUGCUGUUGGGGGGGCGUGAAGUGCCUCCUAACAUCCCAGCUGCUCCUAUAUCUGCUGUCAGUAACAGAGAAGCUUCAAGUACCCCACCGAAGCUCAAUGUUCCUCAGCGAAUAGCCUCGCUUAUAAGAUUUCGCGAGAAGCGAAAAGAAAGGAAUUUCGAUAAGAAAAUACGUUAUACUGUUCGUAAGGAAGUUGCUCUGAGGAUGCAAAGGAACAAAGGCCAAUUUACAUCCUCAAAACCGAGUAAUGAUGAUUCUACGUCAAACUGGGACUCGAAUCCUAACUGGGGUAAUGACGGAUCACAAGUUCAGGAUAUCUCCUGCCGACAUUGUGGGGCCAACGCCAAGAAUACUCCAAUGAUGAGGCGUGGUCCAGAAGGACCGAGGACUCUCUGUAAUGCAUGUGGACUUAUGUGGGCAAAUAAGGGAACUUUGAGGGACCUCUCGAAGACAGCAUCCCUUUUGACUAGUCCUCCCGUGCGUAACAGAAAUGAAGAGAAUGGAAAUUUCGAGGCAGAAGAAAUGGUCCUUAGCGCCGCUGGCAAUGGGAACGACUCAUCAUGAUUGUCCAUUUCAUGUAACUUAUUUUCAUCAUGAGAAAUGAGAACUAUGUAAGAUAGCCGAGGCCUUUUUUCACUAUUCGUUUGUGAUGGUAAAAGUGGCUUUCAGAUGCGAAAAGUUUUAAUGGAGGGGCUGUGUUAUAUUAGCCGUUAAUCCAGUGCUCUCGGUUAACUGUUGUUGUAACAUAAUCAGUUUGGUUUGCCUUAUUUUGUUUUUGCCCUCAAAAUGAAUUAUGGGACAAUUUUUCCUUGCUCAAUGACUGAUUAUGAAACCCAUCUGUGAGAUGUAGUAGUCUUACUACUUUACCAAUGGUUCAAUAGCUACACAUUAUUAUUAUGUAACUAAAUUUUUGUAACUUUUGAGAUUUAAUGAUAUUUAUUGACAUUAUGAUAUGAGAAAUGAAGUAAGAACUGUG
This is a messenger RNA of Striga asiatica, 1534 nucleotides long. Lineage: Eukaryota; Viridiplantae; Streptophyta; Magnoliopsida; Lamiales; Orobanchaceae. The record is from the annotation of a GenBank genome assembly.